AUGCUUUACAAUACUCAGUUUGAAAAUACAACAUUUAUAAAACAAGAAAGCGCGAACGCCAACGCAAAGAAAUCGCGAUUUUUCUGGAAAUUUUGCCUGUUGACAACGUUUCCGUGUCACAUGACGAUGAGUCGGACACCGUAGUCUGUAUUAUGUGUACUGUGUACGUUUGAAGGGAAGCUACUCCCACAAUAUUCAGUGACUUGACAACAUGUAAACAAACAAUGGUAUCAUAGGCACAUGUGCACUGCAGAUAGAGGAUAUCUGUCUGUAAUAUUAGACAUUUGUAAUUCAAGUAUCGCAAAAUGCAAGAGAAAGCUCCGAGGCGAAAACCAGCCUCCCCCCGAAUUAUCGGACUGGACAUAGGUGAUACAACUUGUAGAGUAAGCACAUGGUCAUCUAAAUCAGGAAAACCAGAAACUGUGGUGGACGAGUUGGGUAACAGAUGUAUACCAUCUGCUGUGGCGGUUACUGACACAGGGGUGCUAGUGGGGCACGAAGCUCUUGGAAUCCUGGCCAAAAAUCCUCACAACGUCUUUACAGGUAUUAUAGGCCUCUUGAAAGAAGAUCCAGAAGAAAGACGACUUAAAGUGGAGGAAAAUGGUAAAGAUGUGACUUUCUCACCAAAGGAUAUUCUCACUCAUCUACUGGUUAAAGUGGCAGACAUUGUCCAUGAAAAAUUUGGCAAAGACACUGUUGACACUGUAGUGGCCGUUCCUGUGGAUUUGUCUGACGCUGGUCGACAGGCCGUCAAAGAUGCGUGUAGUGAUGUGGGUCUCAACAUACUGAGGGUCAUUAAUGAAGCAACAAGUGCGUGUAUUGCUCACGAACUUGAUAAUAAGUUUCCAGAUAAAGAGAUCCACGCGUUGGUAAUUGACAUGGGCGGAAGUACCUUCAAUCUUACUAUUCUACUCAUUGAAGAUGGAAUAUACGAAGUAGUCCAUACAGCUGCGCAUUCAGAUGUUUCCGGAAAUAAAUUUGACGAACGUUUGGCAGAUUUUCUUAUCAACGCACACGACAAGAAAAACAAGACUAACCUGCGGGAUGAUGCAAGAAUCAUGCAACGCAUGCGCACUGCAUGCUGUAAGGCAAAAGAAUGUCUUUCGUCGUCUUCAUAUACGAACAUACUUAUCGAAAACUUGCAAAAUGACAAAGAUUACAAAACCAGCGUAACAAAACCAAAAUUUGAAGAGUUGAAUAUGGACCUUUUCCACAAUGCUGUUAAACUGGUCGAUGGAUCAUUGAAGAAUUCACACUUGAGUGAAGAAGAUAUUUAUGUGGUGGUGAUGGUUGGAGGCUCAACGAAAAUACCAAAGUUAGUGGAAAUGAUGACCGACAGAUUCCAAGGACGUGUGUUAGCGAGUAGCAUUGACCCAGAGGAUGUUGUUUCAUUUGGCUGUGUUAUGCAGGCGAUGGUGCUGGCAGGAAAUGUUUGUCCUGGACAGUUGACCGACCUCCUCUUGCUUGACGUAGAACCCUUGUCAUUAGGUUUGGAAACUGCAGAAAAUGUCAUGACGGUUAUGAUACCUCGAAACGCAACAGUGCCUUGUAAAAAAUGUAUGACAUUUACAACUUAUCAUGACAACCAGGUCACAAUGCUGUUCCGGUUGUUUGAAGGCGAACGAUGUUUCGCCACUGAUAACAACGACCUCGGUAUGUUUGAAAUGACUGGGAUUUGGGCUGAGCCUCAAGGUCGGGCACGGAUCGACGUUACGUUCGAUAUUGAUGCAAAUGGCGUACUUACUAUAACGACAGUAAACAGGUUUUCCAGGAAGACGCAGUCGUUUUCUUUGACGAAUUUCAAAUCUUAUUACGACAUGGAUGAGCUCGAGGACAUCAUUGAAACUGCAAACGAUACACGAGAAAGUGAUGAAAAGAAGAUGUUAGUGCUAACGUCAAAACUGCUUCUAUUAAGCUUCAUAACCAACUUGGAGUCGGCUAUGGAGGAGAGGGAAACGGAUAUAAAUAUUGAUGUGAAAGAAACAGUAACGAAAAAAUGUAGAGAAGUGAGAGACUGGAUGGCAAAUCAAGAAUCUGUCGAACAAAGCAUGUAUGAAGAAAAGUUGUCCCUACUAGAGAAUGAGAUCUGUAGCCAUAGAAACCUUAACCGUGACAUAGUAACGCAGUGUAGAAAUCAUCCGUUACACUUUAUCAGUGGUCGAACUGUUAAUAAUGGCGCUACAAAAUCCCAGGGGCUAGCCAAGGGGUGGGGCAAGGGGAGGGUCAAGGGGAGGACGAGGGGAAACGCCUCAUCUACACCUGUCGUCAGUGUGCCCUCCACUCGGCCUGUUCCAGCCGUGGAGUUCCCAAUAGAGGAGGUGGAUUAAACGUCAUCCUUAGUCUCCAUUCUGAUCAUCAUCGCCACAACAUACGGACCGAACGAUGUCUUCUAAACUGAUCAAUCAUAUUGGAAACUCCCGGCUAUUCAUGGUUUUACUGUUGCAACGAGUACAUAUACAUUAUAAAAUCAAAUGAAAUAGGGACUAGAUAUACCUAUCAUUGUUGUACCUGUAUACUGUCCAGUAGUUAAUUAUUGAAAUUGCGUGGGAGUCUACUCGUGCUAUAGGAAUUUAUCAAUAUAUAGUGUACAGUGAGCAUGUCAUCUGUCAGUCAUACGUUAGUGUAGAUCAUAGUUGGACUGAUAUCGGAAUUAACUCAUACAAUGUAUUCCCCCAAACUAAAAUAGCAUUGGUAUGCUUUGUACAUGUAGGUAUCAAUCUUGUAGGAAUGUGUUGUAGUCAGAAUUUUAAAAUCAUAUAGAUAAAACUACAAGUGGUUGAGUUA
Messenger RNA from Pecten maximus, 2784 nucleotides. RefSeq names its product heat shock 70 kDa protein-like. Gene Ontology annotation, biological process: protein refolding; cellular response to unfolded protein. Bases 306 to 2327 code for a protein of 673 amino acids. NCBI's taxonomy places the organism in Eukaryota, Metazoa, Mollusca, Bivalvia, Pectinida, Pectinidae. Gene Ontology annotation, molecular function: heat shock protein binding; ATP binding; ATP hydrolysis activity. Gene Ontology annotation, cellular component: cytoplasm. The record is from RefSeq and is a predicted model, not a curated record. The transcript has 7 exons.